GUAAUACUAGCUAGCUUUGACAGUGUGGUUGCAAUCAGAGAAAAAGUAGUUUUUUAGAUGUUUUAUGAAAGUAGAUGUUUAGAUGUUUUAUGAAAGUAGAAGGAAGGUUUUACUUGAUACGUUUGAAAAAUAGCUGCAAUUUAAAUUCAGUCUUAGGAAACAGAAGAAUAUGCAUGAGGGAGAAUUGAAUGCCCUAACUGCAGAAGGAGCCUCAGUUGAAUUUCAUUGUUUUUUGGGCACCAGCAAACAGCCUUGUGACACCACUGCAUAGGAAGUCAGUUUUCCUCAGAUCUGUGGCUCACGAAUUCUUGCCCUCAUUAAGAGGGAGAGAAAUAGGAUUGCAUAUCCUUGUUCUUUGUUUCUUGCCUCCAAGUGUUGCAGCAUCCCCUAGAAGGACAAGAGCAAGUUACGUUCGGUUUAGGUACGGCAUUUUCUGACUGGAAGAUCUUUCAACUGUGUUUUCUUUGCUAAGCAACAAUAGGCUGUAUAUUGCAUCAGUAAAGAAUUUGUGAAUCCACUGAGCUCCACCCUGUUUUUCUAAGAACUACCCAGCACUUAGGGAGGUGUCUGAUGGGUCACGUUCUACUGGUAGGCUCCGUGCAUUGUCAGAAUCCUGCCAUGGCUUUGAGAUGUCUUAAGCAGCUCUUGGUUGUGGAAAUGAGGUAGUUUGGGUAGAUGGCAUUAAGGGCGAGGGAAAAGUUGCAAUGCUAUGAAGAGUCUGGCUGACUGAAAGACUCAGGUACCCAGAGGACCAUCUGAAUCCUGUUGUGGUGCCCUUUUGUAAAUUGGAUGGAACCCCAUGCUAGAGGUUAUCUUCUGAAUAUGCCCAAUUUGCUACGUCAGUCUGCACCCAAGAUUGUUAUUAUGGUCCUAUAACUGAAGUCUUAUCAGAGUUCCUGCUGGCGUGAAGUCUCUGCUCUGUUAGUGAUGCUCUUUCAGAUACUUGCUGAUGUUGAUACUGUGUUGGUUGCGUGGCUGGCAACAUUAUCAGUCAUGUCCUGUAAGCAAACGUGCUGCCUAAAUUGAGUAGUGGGCAAAGAAAGUUUAUCAAUUCAGCUAUCCAAACCUUAACAAAAGUAAUACCUUUUGUCAUACGAACAGGUUGCAUUUGUAUGUGGAGACAUGGGGAAUAGCGUUUACUAAAAAUUAUGAUGAUGAAUGUGGUUUUGAGCAUGUGUGUGUUCUGUAAAUGUUAUGAUCAGCCUCUUCACACAUAAUUUUUCAAGAUUUUCUGAUUGAUACUACGCAUAUUUCCCCAUAUGGACAGCUUUGAAUUCCCAACAGAGAAUUCAACACUUAACUCUGAAUAUUUAGAAAAGAUUUGCAGUGGAAGUGAAUGUCUGCCAACAGUAAUUCUGCUGAGAGAUGAUCAUUCUGUGUGUAUAUAUAUAUUUUUUUUUUAUUUUAUUUUUUUUGCUGGGAGAAAAUGACAGCCCCUCAGUGUUUGAAAAUGUGGAAAAAGUGCAGUUUGAAAGAAUGAAAGCCUUGAACUUGAUCCUUCCACUGUGGAUUCUGUUCCUGUUGAAGUUGUUUGGUUGGCAGACAGAGGAUUGGGUUUGGUUUAAUGCAGAUUUCGUUAGGUAACAAUUUCGUUAGGGCUGGUACUGUUGGCUACGGUUGGGAUAGGGAAAGAAGGGAUAAGGGACGAUGAGAUGAGACCUGCGAAGACGUGAGGUGGCAAAAAUGGCAUUUAUCGCAGCCAGAAAGGAAACAGUUUUGAUUGCCUCAAUGCAAAAUGAGGGAGAAGGUUGUACAAAGUUGAUGCUAAGAUCCAAGUUUAAGCAUAUUCUUAAUAAAUGCCUUUUACAGUUAAAGGUAAGUGUAUGAGUACCUACAUGCUUUUGAUAUUGCCUGUUCAAAAAGGCUGAGCUUCAUUUGACUUAGCAGCAGUUGUUCUAGUGGAGGUGUCAGUAUCUGCAGUGUGUUUCCAGUUGCUCUAUUACACCUUUCAAAAUAAGACCAAAUAUUUGUUUGCAACUCCAAGAGCUGUUUAAUUUAAAAAUUAUCUAAAUUUUAUGUCAAUCAAGUCCUGAGUAAUUGGGAAGAUGAUGAAUGUGAAAAUGAGCUUGACUACUGGAAUCCAAAUUAGGAAUAGCAGGAGGUCUUGAGCAAGCUGCAGUUCAGUUCUGUCUUUUUUUCUUAGGGAUUUCAAAGACAUGCAAGAAACUGUUCUAAAUGAAGCUUGCUUAUGUGUGUUGUCUUUUGCAAAGCCUUUGAGUGACUUAGAAACUUAGAAAUUCUCUAGCUGGGCAGACCUACCCACACCCACCCUACAUGCUUGCAUGUUGAUGGGUCUUUAGUUGAACUCUCCUGAAAGAAAAACACCAGUGUUUUGAGACAGAUGAAUUAAUCAUAUAUCGAAAGAUUCAGUGAUGAAAGAGGCUGUUUGGGGUUGCUUGGGAAAGUUUCUGUAUUAUCCUGAAAUAGAAAGGAGGGUAAAAACCUUUUUGUAUUGGUAUAAGAGAUGUACUUCUGUAAAAAAUCAGUAGAGGGCAGAGUGAAACUUUAGAAUGAAGGAGCCCAGCAUAGAUGUUCAGCACUGCAAAGCCGAAUGGAGUUCAGGGUUAAAAUGUAGAAUUAUGCUAAACAUUAAACAGUCUGGAGCAGAAAGCACUACUGACAGCUGAAUAUUCUUUUAGAAGAUAAAUAGAACAUUCACGCUUUGGAUAUGUCCAAUUGUGUGCAAAUUUGAGGUCUCAUGCCUUUCCAUAUACAGGAGAAUAGGGAUACUGCUGUCACAUUGACUGGAUGCAGAUCAGCUGUUAAGAUUUCUGUUUAGCAUUCCAGGUCUAUAAUUCAUCACACUCAUUGCAGUAGGUUCUCCUGCUUUAUUUAAUGACUGAAUCCAAUGUUCAGAGUUCAUAAAGCUCUUCAAGAACUUCUGUUCUACCUGAAGCAACUUUUGGUUGUGCUUGCCAAUACUCAGAAUAUUGUAGUAGUAGAGAUUGCCAUGUUUAUAGGGACACUCUGUCUGAGGGUUUAUUCUACUUUCUUGGCCUCGCUUAGUUACCAAAAACAGUACUAAGUCUGCACUUACAUCAGUAUUGAACUGUAGGAAUACAAUAAAUUUAAAAAUCAGAGCACAGCAUUUGCUAAGGGAACACAGAGAGGUCAGGCAUGAUGGAGGUGGAAGUGUGAACUGAGAAGGAUUUCUGAAAACACGGUUUGUGUCCAUUCCAAAUUCUUCUGUGUGUACAACACACAGCCCUCCAAGUUUGCUUGAUCCUUUUUUUCUUUUUUUUUUUCUCUAAAAUUGAUAGGAGUAUAAAUUAAUUUUCUGAUUUCAUAGAACAGUAUCUUGGGAGUGAAGAAAGCUCAUAGAUUUUCAUUGGGAACUCUCCUGUGGUAUAAUUAAUGUUCUGUUUUUAACCACUAUCAGAACAAGUGCUUUAAAUCCAUCCAUAUUUACAUAUUGUGUCCAGAGUGUUUCUUGUAGAAUGAGAAAAUAAAGCAGUGCAGUCUAUGUAUACUGUACCAUCAAUUCCCUUGGAUGUUUUCUGACCUCUUUUAGAAAAGAUCUUAAGACUAAAGGUUUUGCUAUCUUAAAGCUGCUGCCAUUCUCACAUUUUAUUUUCUCUGGUAGCUCAAGACUUGUUCAUUAUGAAAGGAUAACUGUUCUUAACAAAAUGAUCCUAUUUAGAAGCUUCAUCUGACAUUAUCUCUGGCCUGAAUGCUCUUCCCAGAAGCAGAUAUCCACAGUGCCCUUUGCUGUAUCUGUAUUGUUCUGGCUUGUUGCUUGGGCAUUCUCCUGAGAUCCCUGUUGGGGUUUUGUUUGGUUUACUUAACGUUAGUACAUAUCCAAAGCCAUCUCUGUGACAUCCUGAAUUUCUGCUAUCCUCAGAAACAAAAGCAAUUCUAAUCUCUACAUCCUAGUAAUCACUGGAAGGCAAAGAUUUCACAGUGCAAGUAGAGAUGGGUUGCUCCUGCAGUACAUCAGUUUUGUGCUGAAGCUGAUCUAAAUUACAAAGGUUAAAAAAAAAAAAAAAUUGCCUAGGCAAAACCUCUGGGACUGUAAUGAGGAGCUGAGCUACGCUCAAGAGGCCAUGGGAGCCACCCUCCUUAUGUCAGAGGGCUUGUUAAUGACCUGUCAUGAGACAGACUUCAGAAAUGAAAUGGAUGUCCAAGAAUCUCAACCAGGAGUGUGUCCUGCACAGCCAAGAUGUCUUCAGCUCAGUUACUGCCAGCUGGAGAUACCAUUAAAUAGCUAACAGAACAUGACAACGCAGAAGAGACCUUAUCCCAGGAGUGUUAAUUUCAUAGUUUGUCCUACCAGCAUCUAUUCGGUUACUGUCCACAUGAGAUUCUUAGAGCAGAGAACAGCUACAUUUAUUUUUAGAUGUCUCUGUUUGUUUGUUCUUUUUAUUCUUUUUUCUUGUUUCAUAUUUAUGAUAAAGCUAAUGGAAAAACUAAGAUGCUUAAAAAUACCUUCCCUCUGCCUAGUUUUCAUACAGUACUCCACCAGCUUUUCCACCUUGGUGUUAGAAGAUCUUUGCUUCUCUCCUUUUCUGUGCCCUUGCAGCAUCAUGCAAUAGCAUGGAAAACAAAUAAUGGAAUUCAAUAAAAUUAAGAAAGAACUUUUCAGAAGUCAUCCAGUGCUGUUGUGGAUAACGUUUGUGUUACUGUCCUUUAUUGUACUUAGAGAAUAAAAUAAUGCCUCAAAUCCAUAGGCUGACACUUUUUCCUUCCUGCUGCAUGUGGAGUGUCCAGGACCCUGAGAGCUUCCUCUCACUAAUCACAUCUUAAAGGAUAGAUUGGUCUGCGUGCUUACUGUGUUUUGGAAGGAUGAAACAACCACAGUUCCAUACCUGGACAUCUCUAUUGUCCACUUCUUAUUGUCUGUCCUGUUUAAGAGUUUCUUGCAGUGCUGAGCAAAGUAAUUAAAUACAGUUGAGCAGCUGUACCCAUCAGCCCUUUAACAGUACUCAUUAGUUAAAGUCAGUUUAUAAGGUGUAUGCAAUGUCAUUUUAUUAAUUUGCCUUUCCUACGUGCUGCUCUAUCCACUGCAGAUAUAAUGCUUUCCUCUUCUACACUCAUAGUGCUACUGGACAUUAGUGUCAUCCUCAAGUUACACUUCAAAGGUCUCUUCUGUGGUCAGAUAUGUAAAAAAAAAAGCAAGUUCCCAUAAAACAGUAGGAUCUCUUGGAAAUUUCCAACUUUGUUUUGAAAUACCUUUUUUAUUCUCUCAAAUGUAAACCCUAUUGUAUCUAAACCUUUCCUUAUGCAUGAAGUAUCUAACAAAAAGCUUUUAAAAGCAGAGAAGAAGAAAGUAAGAUGGUUCUCAGAACAUUAGCUGGAUUAUACUGUCAUAUGUGCCUACAAGGUUCAGGACCUCUCUAGGAUCUACCCCAGAGAACUUCCCUUCGGUCAUGCAAGUCUUGCAUCCUGGAGAAAAACCCUGUAGUUGGUGAGCUGCAAGUCCAUCUGAGGAUAAAGGAACAACAAAAAUGGCACAACAAAUCUUAGCAGCAGUCCUUUUUCUUCCCCUGCUUUCAGCCAGCAGUGACAUAUAUAUGGCUAUUGUUGAGUUUCAAGAUGUCACACGCUUAAUUCCAUCAGCAAAGUUCCUGUAACUUAUUUACCAAUCACAAUGAGCCACUGACUUAGUGUUGAACACACUGUGGUGACCCCCAUUGCUUCCUCCUACUGAGGGGAAUUUAAACUUUCUUUUUUUAAGUCCUUGAACUUGGAAUGAAACACUAAUUCCCAGCUCAGGAACUUGCAAAUUAUGCGGGAUGAAAACAACCUACCAUUGGGCUGUCGGUGUCCAAAACUGAAACCACGCUGUAAGCGAAGUGUCAGACUGACCAGAGAUCUGAUGAGCAUCUGUUGGCUUUUCCUUGUAUUUCUCUAAAUACAUCUUUUUUUCCUACUUUGGCAGAGUUGUCAGUAUGUUCAAGACACGUAUUUGAAAGGAGGGAACUAGUGGAAGAGCAGCAACUUUUGAAGAUAAAAAUCUUAUCCUUUUUGUUGCAUAUUUGAAAAGCAAUAAAGGAUAUGUAUGAGUUCAUUUUCUUUAAACCUUGAAACCUUGGCCCCAUUUCAUCAAGAUGCAAAGGAGUGUAUUACAUACUGCUUCUCAGCUGGCCCAUGGGAUGUGUUUGUUGUUUCCUCGCACUGGUGCCUUUCGUGGCUUAAAAGGACCAUCGGUGUCAUCUAAUGUUGGAUGCAAAGUGAUUUUGGCACUGGACCCUACUAAACGAUGUCUUCAUGCAGGUGCAGCACUCUUUGCCUCAAAGAGCAGUGCUGUUUCAUCACAGCCAGCAGACACUCCUAGGAAAGUACCAGAAGAGAGAGAACCUUUGACUUCAGCCACUGAAGUACCCAAGCAGAGCCCUGUAGAGUCAGAUGCUUCAGAUCCUGAUCCGUUACAAGACAAAUCAAUUAGUCUCGUUCAGAGAUUCAAGAAAACUUUUAAACAGUAUGGAAAAGUCAUGAUUCCUGUUCAUCUUGUGACUUCCACUGUGUGGUUUGGAUCCUUCUACUAUGCAGCCAUGAAAGGAGUGAAUGUUGUUCCAUUCCUAGAGUUGAUUGGCUUACCAGACAGCAUAGUAGACAUCCUGAAAAAUUCCCAGAGUGGAAAUGCACUGACUGCAUAUGCAUUGUACAAAAUUGCAACUCCUGCCAGAUAUACUGUGACUCUGGGAGGAACAUCCAUCACUGUUAAAUAUCUGCGUAAGAACGGCUACAUGUCCACACCACCACCAGUAAAGGAAUAUCUACAAGACAGGAUGGAGGAAACAAAGGAUAAAAUUACAGAGAAAAUGGAAGAAACAAAGGAUAAAAUCACGGAAAAAAUGGAGGAAACAAAGGAUAAAAUCACGGAGAAGAUACAAGAAACCAAAGAUAAAGUUUCGUUUAAAAAAAUAAAGGACUAAGAGAUGCUUAAUUUUUGGAGAUCCCUUACUUAGCACUUUAACCUUUUUUGAGGCAGGAGAUACAAAGUGCACUUCUGAGCUUUCUUGGAUUUUUUGGUUUUGGUUGGUUUUUUUUUGUCUGCAGACUACAGUGUCACUGUGGAUAUAAAAUUACGUAUAUUCUUGAAGGCUGAAGUUUCCUGGGAGAGAUAAAUUGUGACAAAAUUACAAUUGACAGAAGCAAAAAGAAGUUUCAGAUGAGAAGUUCAUAUCCAGUGGUAAUAGUGUUAACAGUUACUUGUCAAACUGCCACCUCCCCCACCCCCCGUUUUUGUUUUUGUUUUUUUGUCUAAAAGAAGAUUUCACAUUAAAGCCAUUACUUUACUCCUCCAUCUUAGUGCACAGCCAUUAUUCCAUCAGACUGAAUCUUCUGAUAAACGAGAAUGAAGAUGUCUCUACUGGGGAAGAAAACUUAUUUUGUAUUUCCAGGUAUGUGUGAACUCAGACCUCCUUAAUCGUGAUCAUCUCUCACUUGGAGACAGACCAUUGUCACUGAUACUGCACAUGAAGAAAAGAAUGGAUUAGUUAUUCAGUGUGAAUGAAUUCAUAAUAGCUACGUGGACUUCAGCUGAUCUAUGAUAGUUUACAGGUUGGGACUGCUACAAACCUUUCUUGGAAAGUGCAUCUUUUCAGAAAUCUCAACUGCAAACUAUAGGAAGAUGAGUUAAUCACAACAGCCAUACUGUCAACUAUACUGUCUUUUUCUAAAGUUGAUUUUCAGUAGAAAGUUAUUAAAAUGAAUCAAUAAUUGUAUAUUAAAAAUUAGGACUUUUUUAUGUUGAAGUUUACAAAACUGUUCUAUUAUUUCAUGGUAGCCCUAUAGCAACAACAACAACAACAAAAAUAUCCAGAAGAGAAGUUUACUCAAAUAAUAGGUAUACUAAUGGAACUUUUUAAAAUACAUGCAAAGUUAGAGUUAAAUCCCAAAGUUUCUCUUCCUAUCCAAGAAUCCCUCGGAUAUCUGCAGAACAGUUUAGCUUUGCUGAGACAGUGAUCACAGUCUAGCAGAAUUUCACUCUAGAUUUUCUCACAUCGAGCAAAUACUUGUUUGUAUCUGAAAUGCUGAAAGGACUAAAGUUGAAACUGCUCUGUUUGACUAGACUGGCAAGCUUCUCUCUUAGUUCUACUCAAAUUUUAGGCUGAACUGAGUGGAUUUUUUUCCUGUUUCUGUAACAGACCUCACUUCUAGUAAAUCUCUGCAUGCAUAUUUUGCUUAACAAAGGUGUUGGUUUUUUUGUGGGUUUGUUGUGUGGUUUUUUUUUUGGCAAGGAGAUAGAUAAGUAAAGCAGCAGAGUUGGACCCUAAGCAUUGUAACCAAGAUAAAAUAACUGAUAAAGUAUCAUUUCUGCCCCACUCUUUUUCAGUGAAGUCACCAAGAACCUGUCCACAUUUAAGUGCAUUGAACUUCAUUAACUCAAUUGUGCAGGACUGAUUGCAUACUUCUUUGCCUCUGUCCAUGUGUCAAAAUAGUAACUGCAAUCUAUUGCCUACCUCACAGGGCUGUUGUGAGGAGUAAUCAUUGUAUAUUCAGUGUCCUGAAGAUGUAAAGUGCCACAUUUCUGACAAAUACUAUUAAAAAGUAAUUCUCUCUAA
Molecule: messenger RNA, 8507 nt
Organism: Gallus gallus (chicken)
Lineage: Eukaryota; Metazoa; Chordata; Aves; Galliformes; Phasianidae
Gene: FAM210A
Product: family with sequence similarity 210 member A
Exons: 4
Coding region: 6048-6875 (275 amino acids)
Cellular component (GO): mitochondrion
Source: RefSeq, a predicted model, not a curated record